Molecule: messenger RNA, 887 nt
Organism: Brassica rapa (field mustard)
Lineage: Eukaryota; Viridiplantae; Streptophyta; Magnoliopsida; Brassicales; Brassicaceae
Source: RefSeq, a predicted model, not a curated record
AUACAACAAACAGAAGUCCUAGAGUUUAGUUUUGAACAGAAAAAAACUUGUAAGAGAAAAAUGGCGGGAAAGGUGUAUAUGGUCAUGGCAUUGAUAAUGAUGGGAUUUGUUUUACAAGCAUGCAAUGGAAUGAAUGUUGAUGUUGAUGAUGGUGAUGAUAUCAAGCCAACAGAAGAUUCAAGAUUCUUUUGCUUCAGAGUCUGUUCCAUUAGAUGUGGCAAACAAAACAAGCCUUGUUACCAAGAAUGUUUGCCAAAAUGUGGUCUCCCACGACGACUUGCUAAACCAACAACAUCUCCAUCAUCACCGUCCUCCACCGUUUGAUCUUUUUUCUUCUAUUUGUGAUUUGUGUCUUUUAAGUUCUAACUAUAUAUCAAUUGAGCCAACUGCUAAGUUUUCUUUUAUAUGUGUUUAUCAACAUCAUACAUUUGUAAUUGUGGAUAUAAAUACAGGAAGAAUGGUUCAGUUGAUUAAUUUCCAACAUAUUAGUAAGAAUCAUGAACAUAAUAUUAUUUAAGGGAGGAGAUUAACCUCUAUUGGAGGUAGUAACACUAUGCUACAUGGAAUUGGAAGCGGUACGUGGAAGCAGAAUCGUAUGGAAACGCAGAAGCGAGUUUUUUAAAACAAAUUAGGAAGUGGGUAGGUGUUGGAAGCGCAUAUCCAAAUAUAUAUAUAUAUAUAUAAAUGAUUUUAUAAAAUUUAUAACUAAAAGUAUAUUAUAAAGUAUAAGAAUUUUUUUAAUAUAUAUUAUGUAUACAAUGUCAUAAUUUUAAAAUAAUAAUAAGAAACAUUAUCAAAUGGUUUGAAAAUCAGUCGUAAAUUUUCCAUAAAUUUGAUGUAAUAAUAACAAAUGAUUGUGGAAUUAUAUAUGUAAUUAUCACAUUAAC